This is a messenger RNA of Klebsormidium nitens, 1683 nucleotides long. The record is from the annotation of a GenBank genome assembly. Lineage: Eukaryota; Viridiplantae; Streptophyta; Klebsormidiophyceae; Klebsormidiales; Klebsormidiaceae.
CUCUUCUCGCCCAAUCUAGAUUGAAUAUAAUAAUACAUCAAGCCAGGGGGACAAAGCUAGCUGAGCUCGUGCGAGAGAUGCCAGAACUGGCAGAAGCCUGGCAGGAUGAGCGGCCCCCCGGCUAUGCGGCCCUCCCUGAUGCGCGUGUUCCAGGUGGGGCUGUGCCUGGUGAUCAUCAUCUACCCGCUGAGCUUGGCAUACCGCUCGCGAUCGUCAAAGGGAAACGAGGUGACAGAGGUUGAGGUAAGAUCAGACGCAGGGCAAAGUUUUGUCCCGGUUGGAGCUGGAGUCAAUGUGACGUCAAACCCUGCAGCUCAGAGGGAGGUGACGGCAGCAGAGGCCGCAGCUGACGAGCUGAAGGUGGAGGGGUUGGGGCGAGAAGCGGCGAAAGGGGAUGUGGAAGAAACCCCUUUGGUGGAAGAGGUGAUAGAGGACCAGGAGAUAGACAGAGUUCAGCUAGAGGAAGAUAAGGAGACGGAAGUACUGGAAGCAGUGAUUGAGGAAAGUGCAGGGGCAGUAAUAAAUGCCACGAGUGUCCCCAAUGAGAGUGAGACCAAUCAGACUGAGACUAAUGCAACUGAGCAAGAGAUAGUUUCUCCUUUGAGCGACGGUGCACCAAUUAGCAAUGCCUCCAAGAUAGUGGAUCAGAUCUACGUUGUGAACAUCCCGCGGUGCGUCACCCGAUGGAAGUGGGUGCAGAGCGUUGCUGACAGUCUGGGGCUGCCAGUGCUGAGGUGGGAGGCGACAUCGUGGCAGGACAUUGACUUCCAGAACCCGCCGCUGCCCCUGGAGAUCGAUUGGUCAACACAGGCUGGGAACACGCUGAAGGCUGGUGAGCUGGGGUGUCUCUGGUCCCAUGUGCGGCUCUGGCGGCAUGCCUACGAGAACAACCAUCAAAGAAUCAUAAUCUUUGAGGACGAUGUGUUCCUCAAUGAGACGGCGCUUCCUCUCUUGGAGGGCUUCUUCAGGGAUGCGGAUUUGGGUGCAGAGAUGCGCAACCAGUCGUGGCAUUACAUGUACCUGCGGCGGUGGCCUCUUAUGCACAUAGCGGACGAGCAGGCCUGGAUUGAGAACCAGACCUCCGGUCGGGUGCUGACCAUUGCGCACCCCAGUUGGGGAACGGCUGCCUACGCCCUUAGUAGGGCCGGUAUAGAGUGGUUAGUGAACGCGAUUGACAAGUACUAUAGGCCGUUGGACGUCCAGGUAGCGAAGUUUCAGGAGAAUUAUGAGUCGACCAAGUUUAUAGCACUGAGCGCCUGUGAUCGCGAUCACUUCCAGGUGCUGUGCCCGGAGAACGUGCAAGUUAUUCCUGACACGAUGCAGGGAGAGUGCGGUGGGUCGAUGAGUCAGUCGGGGGGCGGGUUAGCCGGGCCUAUUCGGACAUUGCUAAGAUACCUAAGGCGACUAACAGGGAUUGAAACAGAUUUGGAAACAAGUUUGAGGCGUAGGUUGUACUAAUCUGCUUACGAAGAGCCCCUUUGAUCGUCAUGGGGAUGUAGUUGAGAGAGUGUUUGUAAGUGACUCGAAUUAACUGUUGAAUCCCGCUUUGAGAAUAGUGAAUUAAUGCAGAUCUGUAGUCACGUGUACGGAUGACCUUCACCGUGCUGUUCCCUUCUCAAGUUCGAAACGCUCGUGGCACCGCCCGGUGACCAUAGGCCGCAUGUGGUCCGGACUCGACGUAGC